AUGCCUCCUAAAGGUGCCUCGACCAAACUCAACCCCGUCCGGUUGCAGACCAUCCCUCAUCUGCGAAUCCGCCAUCCGAACAAGAAUGAGGGCAACCCCUGCAUGACGGUGAUGUCUUCGAUGCUGAGUUGCUGGGCUUCUUCCGGCUACACCUCCGAGGGUUGCCUUGCUCUCGAACAGCAACUGAGACAAUGCAUGGACGCACCGGUACGUGUCUUGCUGCGAAUCGAAUCAAUUUAUUCCAAUCCGCGACCGAUUCCGCGCGCUCUUCUCCCAAAAUUCAGAUCCACAGAUGAACAAAUGCUAACGAGGUCCUCUUCGGACGAUACAGAAAAAGAAGAACUCCGGCACAAACACUAUCAACUACCACCUCAUGAGAAUGUACCCCAAGGUUGUUGGACCGAAGAAGAAGAACUAGACGUCGGUUUGUCUGUGUGCAAGUUAUCGAAGGUAAACAAUGAAUGGGAUACUGAAGGGGUGAUGGUCUGGGCGAUGGUCUCUGGUUCUAGCCAGGGCCUUAUCUAUCUACUCGCCGCUUAG
Molecule: messenger RNA, 540 nt
Organism: Aspergillus affinis
Lineage: Eukaryota; Fungi; Ascomycota; Eurotiomycetes; Eurotiales; Aspergillaceae
Product: mitochondrial 37S ribosomal mS37 domain-containing protein
Exons: 2
Coding region: 1-540 (179 amino acids)
Biological process (GO): mitochondrial translation
Cellular component (GO): mitochondrial small ribosomal subunit
Molecular function (GO): structural constituent of ribosome
Source: RefSeq, a predicted model, not a curated record